Messenger RNA from Somion occarium, 1128 nucleotides. Lineage: Eukaryota; Fungi; Basidiomycota; Agaricomycetes; Polyporales; Cerrenaceae. The record is from the annotation of a GenBank genome assembly.
AUGGAGUCCUCCCUGUACAAAGACAUCACAACCUCACGAGGGCUGAAAUAUCACUAUUAUGUCUCGCCGUCGAGCGACUCAAAGCCGACUUUGCUAUUCCUCCAUGGAUUCCCUUCAACCUCUUACGACUGGCGCAAGCAAGUCUCCUUCUUUAAAGACAAAGGCUAUGGACUCAUCGUCCCGGACCUGCUCGGCUACGGAGGCACCGACAAGCCGUCCGACCUCGAGCUUUAUAAGUACAGCGCGAUGGUCCUCGACAUCAUCGACAUUCUAAAUGCCGAGAAAGUCGAUAAGGUCAUUCCUAUUGGCCAUGACUGGGGAAGCUUCGUUGCUGCGCGUCUUGCGUCGUAUUUCCCAGAUCGCUUCGUAGCAUUUGGAUUCUUGGCUGUGAAUUACAACCCUCCGCAACCCGACUUUGACUUGAACACGAUGCUUGCGUAUACCAAACAAGUCUUUGGAUACGAACUUUUCGGAUACUGGCUUUUCUUUGCCGAAGAGGGCUCCGAUAAGAUCAUAGAGGAGCAUUUAGAGUCUGCUUUGAGCAUCAUCUUUCCUGCCGACCCGAGCCUUUGGACGCAACACCUGGCACCAUUAGGUGCAGUCAAGGCUUGGGUUACAUCUGACCAGAAAACUCAGGUGGCACCUUACAUCACGAAGGAGGAAUUCGAAGAGUACGGGAGGAUCGCCAAAAGCAACGGAUUCGCUGGGCCCCUUAACUGGUAUAAGCUCAUGGUUUCUGGCCUGGGCCCUCAGGAUGACAAGAACAUUCCUCCCCAGAACAUCAUCGUGCAGCAACCCGUUUUCUACGCCGCUUGCAAGCUUGAUGCAGUCUGUCCCGCUGCGCUUGGCGUGCAGACAACGCAACAAACUUGUCCGAAGGCAACCAUCAAGGAAUACGAUUCCGACCAUUGGAUUCAGCUGUCUCACCCUGAGGAGCUGAACAAUGAUUUAUUGGCGUGGUUGGAGGCUAUUUCAGUCUGAGGCGUAUCGGAACUUGACUUUGACGGAAAUGAAAACAACUUAGAAUGUAUCCAUGCCAUUGUACAGUAUGUAUACUCCCCUGUGAUCGACACUGUUGCCUGUUUUUAUCGUUAUCCACACAAAGAAGUUGUUCAGAAGAUGUUUGGU